Pelobates cultripes (western spadefoot toad) is the source of this 462-nucleotide messenger RNA. NCBI's taxonomy places the organism in Eukaryota, Metazoa, Chordata, Amphibia, Anura, Pelobatidae. The record is from the annotation of a GenBank genome assembly.
AUGGCAGAACUCUACAAAUCGAUCACGACACUAGAACAGCAACACAAGAGGACCCAGCUAAUGGAAACUUAUGGGGAACUAAUGCAAGCCAGACGCCAACUGAGAGAUCUCCUUUCAAAACGCCACCUACGUUCGCUACAACAAUCUAAGGGCUUCUUUUACGCCCAUGCCAACAAGGGAGGCAAAUACCUAGCACGGCUUCUAAAAGGCAAUGCCCCUCGCACGCAGGUCCGCACCCUGCGCCUCCCUUCGGGUGCCUCAACGGCAUUCCCUGACCAAAUAGCCGAAGAAUUCAGGCGCUACUACCAAUCACUGUACAACCUACAGGACCGGGGCAGAGGGGAGGACGGGGGAGCCGACCAUAGCAGUACACAGGAAUACCUAAAAGAGACUGUGACGAAAACGAUACACCCAGAUGCCGCAGAAGAACUGGACGCCGCGAUUACAGCAGAAGACAUCUAG